Oncorhynchus nerka (sockeye salmon) is the source of this 2584-nucleotide messenger RNA. Its product is annotated as TOG array regulator of axonemal microtubules protein 2-like. Bases 1013 to 2584 code for a protein of 523 amino acids. NCBI's taxonomy places the organism in Eukaryota, Metazoa, Chordata, Actinopteri, Salmoniformes, Salmonidae. The transcript is spliced from 9 exons. Gene Ontology annotation, cellular component: cilium; cytoplasmic microtubule. The record is from RefSeq and is a predicted model, not a curated record. Gene Ontology annotation, molecular function: microtubule binding. Gene Ontology annotation, biological process: microtubule cytoskeleton organization.
AGAACGAGCAGUAUGGCUGGUGGCAUUGUCAUGCUGGAGGGUCAUGUCAGGAUGAGCCUGCAGGAAGUGUACCACAUGAGGGAGGAGGAUGUCUUCCCUGUAAUACACAACGUUGAGACUGCCUGCAAUGACAACAAGCUUAGUGCGAUGAUGCUGUGACACACUGCGCCAGACCAUGACAGACCCUCCACCUCCAAAUUGAUCUCGCUUCAGAGUACAGGCCUCGGUGUAACAUUCCUUCAACGAUAAACGUAAAUCUGACCAUCACCCCUGGUGAGACAAAACCACGACUCGUCAGUGAAGAGCACUUUUUGCCAGUCCUGUCUGGUCCAGCGACGGUGGGUUUGUGCCCAUAGGUGAUGCUGUUGCCGGUGAUGUCUAAUGAGGACCUGCCUUACAACAGGCCUACAAGCCCUCAGUUCAGCCUCUCAGCUUAUUGCGGAAAGUCUGAGCACUGAUGUAGGGAUUGUGCGUGGGAAACAUGGGAAACAGUGUUUAAACCCUUUACAAUGAAGAUCUGUGAAGUUGCUUGGAUUUUUACUAAUUAUCUUUGAAAGACAGGGUCCUAAAAAAUUCACCACAUUUAUGAUUUUACAUGGGAAUCAAAAAGCUUUCAUUAAUGUUCACCAUGUGCUGAUGUGCUCAGCACUGUCAACAGACCCCAUUAUGACAUCACAAUGUAACGGAAGCCUUGCCAUGAUAUCAUUGCUGGUUCCAUCUGACAAGCAAAAUUUCAUUUCAUGAUAGAUCUCUCACAGAGAUAGGUUAAGUUCUUAUUUUGAGAGUGUUAAUAUUUAUCAUCAAUGGCUUAUCGAGGGAGAAAAUCAAGUGAGUUUGACAAACUCCAGAAGGAGAACUCACAGAUGAAGAGCGUCAUCGAAAACCUGAGGAAGCAAAACAUGGCUUUAAACCAACAGGAUGACCAGGACAAGUUUUCAAGUUUUGGCUAUCAGGAGAGCUACCCAAUCCAGAGGGCCAUCGUGGCUUCAUCAGUGAUGCCAGACUUCUGCAGAUGCAGAGAGCUGAGAGAGAGGCCAUGGAAGCAAAGCAAAGAAAGAUAAGUGCUAUCCAUGAGAAUUAUGUCCGGACUGCUCUCAUCGGGGUUGGCAGCACCUUCGCGCACCACUUCGUCCCCUCUAUUCAGUGCAUUCCGCGGCCGAAAGCUCCACCGAGGCCUUUGCCACGAAGGCUUGAGCACAUAGCUCUGGCCCCACUGAAGAACGUGGUGGGGGUGGACGGAGCCCAAGUUCGACCCGGAUCUCACUCUCUGGAGUCCAUCCAGGUAAAUAAGUCAUUCAGCAGCAGUAGCGUGUGGCCUGUUCCCGUCCCUCCCACUGCAGCUCCCUCCAAGAGGGGCAAGAAGAAGAAGGGCAGGCGGGGAGUCAAAGCCCUGAAAGUCCAGUCGGACCAGGGCUGUGCUGACAACAACGGACCCAUUGACCUGAUGGAGGAGGUGAGGGACAUCGAGGCUCACCUGAAGGAGGAGGACUGGAAGGUGGUACAUGAGGUGAAGGCCAUGGGCAGGAGAAGUUUGGGCUCGGACAUGUCCACGGGGGAAAUAGCCACCAGCUCUCUGGGAAGCCUGAGCUCAGUGGAUAUGAACACCCCUGCGGAGCUCCGUGACUACUUGGAUGUUGGGACCCCGGUCAAGGCGCGUGACAGCCCACCCAGGCCUGCUCCCCCUCCUACCAAGCCCAGGAGCAAACAGCCUCGGCCUAUAAGGUUCCUUAGCCUGGCAAAGGCUGCCACCGGCUCAGACAAGAUGGCAGCCAGUGAGCCAAAGGGUCAAAUUAAGAACCAGGCCAGAUUGCAGCCCCUGUCCAACCCAGAGCAGGCCCUGACUAAGACCUUCAAGCUGCUCCACUCUGCCUCUGAUGACUGGGAGAAGAAGAUUGAGGGCUUGACCUCUCUCCGUGUUAUGGCUCAGAACCACAUGGACAUACUGAUGCCUAAACUCCAUGAUAUCUGCCUUGCCAUUAUAAAUGAGGUGAAGAACCUGCUCUCUGCAGUGUCCUGUGCUGCCAUGGCCACACUGGGUGACAUGUACGUUCACCUCCGGAGGGCCAUGGACAGUGAGGUGGAGGGGACGGCACGCGUGCUGCUGCACAAAGCCAGCGAGGCCAACACCUUCAUCCGGCACGGCGCCAACUUUGCCCUGGGUCACAUGGUGCAGAGCUGCACCCCUAGACGUGUCAUGAAUGCCCUGCUGGUCGGUGAGCUGAGUCACCGUAGCGCUGCGGUGAGGAGCUGCACUGCUCAGGACCUGGAGAGACUGGCUGAGGUCAUGGGGACGGCUCGUCUCCUGUCGGGGAAGAAAGGCCUCACUGACCGUUUCUUGAUUGCCGUCAGUAAAUUGGCUGUGGACCCUGCACAGGAAGUCAGGCAUCAUGGUCGCAAUAUCUUGAGAAACAUGGCCACCAAUGGCGACUUUGCUGAAAUGUGGGACAAAUUCGCUCUGAGGAAAGAAAGAGAAUCCUUGAGGGAGGUCAUCUCAAAGGAAGGGCCAGAUUACCGAAUGGGCACACAGGGCACCUGCCUGUGGGCCCCGACCUCCAGCAAAUAUCAUCAUAACAUCCAAAACUAA